AUGAACACUUCGCAACAAGCUAUGGAUACCAAACAAUUAGAAUCCCUCAUUGAAGAAGGUAACUCCUUUUUUAAAGCACAACAAUGGAAUAACGCCAAACAAAAGUACAGUUUGGCGAUCGGAUUGCUGCAAAAUUAUGGUGAAUUUCAACAACAGCAAGAUUCAAAAUAUCUUGAACAACAAUGGGUCCGAGUGCAUAAUAAUAGAGCACAAGUACAUUUGAUGUUGAAAGAAUAUAACGAAUCUUUGACCGAUUGUCAUCAAGUUUUAAAAUUUGAUCCGCUCAACGAGAAGGCAAUAAUUAGACUUAUACAGAGUCUCAAUUUCUCGGGAGCUAAAGAGCUUGCUUUUGAAGCUCUUUUGAACGGAUUACUGAAAUUACCUGGUAAUGACAAGCUGGAGGCUCAAAAAGCUCUCUUUCCAAAUUUUUUAGAUUUACAUGAUCUUAUUGCUUUGGGAUGUGAGCAAACAAAUAAGUAUAUUUUCUCUGUUAAGCAAUUGAAAGGAAUCGAACACAAAGCCUAUCAUGACACUUGGAGAGUUGAGGACUAUUUUGAUCCAACAAAUGAAAGCAGAUGCUUUGACAUUCCAUGCCCGCCAGAACAGUUCAUAGUUGACAAUGACAUCAUUGAAAAGGAAAAGCAAUAUUUUGAAAAUCUUUCAAAGAAAAACAAAGGAACUCUUCCACAAAUAUUUGACUAUGGAAAUAUUUAUUGUCGAAAACCUCAAAUUGCAACAGAUCCAGAAUUUCCAUUGACGUAUCAAUAUUAUUAUAAAUUCUCUCAUGGAGAAAAAAAGCCCCUUGGUUUUGCAAACAUUGCAUGGUUAAGAUCUCUAUUUAAAUUACAAGCAAACAAAAAAGAUUUAUUUAUUUUACUUCCACAAACCCAAAGUAUGGAGUCAUGGACAUUGUACAAAGUGAAAGAUUUCGGAAUUCAAUUUGGCAAUGUGAGAUGUAAAUCUACAAAUUGGUAUGCCAUUCACAGAGGAGAUGUAGUAGUGAGAGACUUUGAUAAGCACAUUUGGUCGUUAUUAAUUUUGGAAAGUGUUGAUCCUGCAAGACAAAACAACACGAUCGAAUUAUUUAUUGACUUUAUGGGUCCUCAAUUUAAUCACUUUGAUUAUCUCUUGAGAAACAAGUUACCUUGUAAAAUUUUCACACGAGAGACAGUUCAACAAGAAGAAGCAGUGUAUUGUGAGGACUAUAUUGGCACAUAUAGAAUUAAGGAUCGCAAGAUUGGCAAAGAUGCCAAGAAUUUCAUUGAUUUGAGCUAUGUGGUUGAAUUUCCAUUAGAAUCUUAUUCCUCAACAUUACUCAGCAAGCUUGAACAAGCGUAUUGUAUGAAUUCAAAACUAGAAAUUACAUUCCCAAGCCUCAAAACCUUUUUUAACAUCUCUAAGAGAAUACUUAAAAACCAUUUCAUGUCAAUGUUGAUGUAA
Messenger RNA from Naegleria lovaniensis, 1440 nucleotides. RefSeq lists its product as uncharacterized. The record is from RefSeq and is a predicted model, not a curated record. NCBI's taxonomy places the organism in Eukaryota, Heterolobosea, Eutetramitea, Acrasida, Naegleriidae. The transcript has 4 exons. Gene Ontology annotation, molecular function: protein binding. The coding region runs from base 1 to 1440 and encodes 479 amino acids.